AUGGCGGUAAGCACGGUAGACAAUGUAAAUCUCUACCUAAACCGCCCUCGAAACAUCCUCCUAUACCUCGGAAUAUGGCUUAGACCUGCUAGUUACGUCUCCUUAUACAUCACCUAUGCUGUCCUAGUCAUGCUUACUCAGUAUUCUUUCGUCUUCUUCGAGUUUAUAUACAUAGCGUUAGCCUGGGGAGACAUGGAUGCGGUCACAGAAGCUUCGUUCCUGCUAUUCACACAGGCCUCCGUGUGCUACAAAGUUACCAGGUUCAUGAUGAAUAAGAAUAACUUGGUUUGUUUGCUGGGCUUGAUGGAGGAGGAGAUAUUCCAGGCACAAAACAAGAGACAUGUAAGAUGCCUCAUGUCCCAAUCGAUCAUGAUUAAGCGCCUGUGCCUAUUUUUCCUCGGAAGCGCACUGACAACAUGCACUUUGUGGGGACUUAUGCCCAUUGUUGACAAAACUGGCGGAGAGCGCAUCUUUCCCUUCCUGAUCUGGAUGCCAGUAACACCGGAGAAGUCUCCACAGUACGAGUUGGGAUAUUUCUAUCAGAUGGUAGCCAUUUAUAUCAGUGCAUUCCUUUUCAUCGCCGUUGACAGCGUCGCUUUAUCCAUGAUCAUGUUCGGGUGUGCGCAGCUGGAGAUUAUCAUGGAUAAGGUAGAACAGGUGGGUCUUAUGACGACCGGAAAACUCAAAAAACAAGAGCGAGAGCAGCUUAUCGAAGAGAACAAAGAUUUAUUCGUGGAAUGCUUAAAGCACCAUCAGGCGGUGAUACGGUUCAUAGAAUCGGUUGAAGACACGUAUCACGCUAAUAUAUUCUUCCAACUAAGUGGGAGCGUUUUCAUCAUCUGCAUCAUUGGACUUCGGAUUACAGCAACAACGCCCGGCAGCGUGCAGUUCAUCUCGAUGCUAAACUACAUGGUGACGAUGCUGUCUCAGCUCUUCCUUUAUUGCUGGUGUGGCAACGAGCUUACAAUAAGAAGCGAACUUCUCCGCCAAGUGAUGUAUUUGUGCCCGUGGCACGAACAGUCCAACACUUUCCGCAGACUGCUGUGGAUGGCCAUGGAACGGAUGAAAAGGCCUAUCAUCUUCAAGGCUGGACACUACAUUCCACUAUCCCGACCUACAUUCGUUGCGAUUCUACGUUCUUCAUACUCAUACUUCGCCGUCCUCAACCAAACUCAGAACAAGGAUAAAAAAUAAUUACAACCCUCCACAAAUUAGUUGUUUAUUUAUAAACCGCGUAUCACAUAUGCUUAGUGUACAGUUACGACAUUUUAGGCAAAAGUGUGCUUAGUUUAUGAAAAUUAUGAAAAAUACACUUUUUUGUAACACUCAACGACACUUAAUAAUUUAGUCGAAUAGAUAAAUUCGUGCGCUUAAACUAAAACUUUAACAAUAGAGAAGAGAAACAAUUACAACCGCGUUUUAGAAUUUGAUUCGCAUUUCGUGUUCGUGAAAAGAACGCUUGUACAUGUUCUUAUUCAAUCGAAUGUCUGUGCUGGCUAAGCUGGCUUUUUAAAACCAUAAUUGCUAUAUUAGAGUCAAAUUAAGCUAAGUUACUUACGAUUUUGAGUGCACAGAGUGGACAGGUGUUAUAAACUUCUAUCAAAUUAUGACAUAUAUAUUUGGCAAUUUAAAUCUGUGUCAUCAAAAUCGUUGCUAAUUUAGUUUGGUCUGACUAUCUUCCUUUCUUAAAUGAAAGGUGAAUAAAUUGACUCAAGCCUGUUGUACCUAUAUUCGGCGACUACAGGACGAGAUUAUGCUUAGGAAGCUUUAUACUUAGCGAUUUCCUUCCCCCUCCUGUAUCCCUUAUAGCCGUAAUAGACGGGCGUACAGAAAACUGACUUAAGGUUGCCAUAUAAAAAUGGAAUAUACUGACAACUCCAGACAUUCACAGAGCAUUUUCUGUUUAAUACAUUGCCAUCAUCAUCAUUCAAACAUUCGAUUGAAUAAGAAAUCACAUAGCGUCCGAGGACAUAACAAGCUAAGUAUCAAAUAUUAUACUUAUCUUUAUUAAUGUCCUAAUUAAGCACAAUAAAGCAUAAUUCACAAUCUUUCAUUUUAUUUAACCUAUUAAUUAAAAACACAUAGAGUAAAAAAGCCUUAAAACACCAGGAAUUGUUGAUAAAGGUAACAAUCAGUCGAAUAUACUUAUGUCAUAAAAUUUAUAAGUUUCAAUAAAUGAAGAUAAUACAAUCUGGCUAAUUACACCGUUUACAAUUAUUAUUGAUACUUGGCCAAUUAUUAUAUGGAAAUAGUUAAUAGUACAUUACGAUACAAGUGCGUAAAAAAGGAAGUUCGAAACGAGUGGCGAUAAAUUAAAACACGACCGAAGGGAGUGUUUUAAAUCGCCACUCGUUACGAAUUUCCUUUUCGCACGUGUAUCGUACGACGUUUUUCAGUACAGAUAGCACUUCGAAGUUUCUACCUGGCAUAUAAUCAACCACUUCUCGCACUAGUGCGUAAAAAAAACGCCAUCUGUACUGAAAAAAUAAUUACAUCUCCUUUCUAUAUGAAAAAAAAACUAAUUAAGCCUUCAAUAUCUAUUCAAUGCCUGACUUGAUUGGUCAGACAAAUUGAUAAAUAUAAAUUAAAACUAAGGAAAAAACAUGUCAUGUCAAAUGUACACAUAAUUUCUUUCUCACAAUUUUAUAAGAAUAAAACAUAAAUAAUUAUAACAUAAAUAACUGACGACUUAUCUACAUAAAAACAUAAAUAAUUAUAACAUAUAUAAACGGUCUAAACUCAUUAUAUCUAAGUAUAACUCCGUUAGAAAUAAUAAAAAUUAGAUUUUUAAACGGUGUACCAGCCAGGAUUUAGCAAAUUUUGCGGAGGCAAAAUUGGCUUUGAAUAUGAUUAUAAAAAAUGUGCGUAAAACAAAAAUGCGACAGAGAAGUCCAGGUAUCACAGCGAUACGUUAAAGAUAUGGGAAUCAGUACAUUUAGACACUGGUUCCACCUAAAGCGGGUAAGCGAUGAGCUAUCGGUGACAGAAAGAAACAAAAGAUAGUCGCUUCCGUGUAAAUAAAAGAGACAACGAGCGAUUCACAGUUCGUCGUUCGGCGUCGAACUAUAACAUAUAACUAUAUAAGGUGCUAGCGAGGAACCCAUAUAACUUUAACGGCAUAUUCUUGGUCACAUUAUAAGGCUAAAAUGUCAUAUAAACUUUCCUAGAUUUCGUCUAGUUUCAGAAUUAUUGCCAAUUAAAAAAAACAUUUC
Messenger RNA from Leguminivora glycinivorella, 3212 nucleotides. Its product is annotated as odorant receptor Or1-like. The record is from RefSeq and is a predicted model, not a curated record. The coding region runs from base 1 to 1194 and encodes 397 amino acids. Gene Ontology annotation, biological process: detection of chemical stimulus involved in sensory perception of smell; sensory perception of smell. Gene Ontology annotation, cellular component: plasma membrane. NCBI's taxonomy places the organism in Eukaryota, Metazoa, Arthropoda, Insecta, Lepidoptera, Tortricidae. The transcript is spliced from 8 exons. Gene Ontology annotation, molecular function: olfactory receptor activity; odorant binding.